Messenger RNA from Phodopus roborovskii (desert hamster), 4776 nucleotides. It is a transcript of the gene Tpcn1, whose product is annotated as two pore segment channel 1. NCBI's taxonomy places the organism in Eukaryota, Metazoa, Chordata, Mammalia, Rodentia, Cricetidae. The transcript has 28 exons. Gene Ontology annotation, cellular component: endosome membrane; lysosomal membrane. Gene Ontology annotation, molecular function: voltage-gated channel activity; monoatomic ion channel activity. Gene Ontology annotation, biological process: monoatomic ion transport; transmembrane transport. The record is from RefSeq and is a predicted model, not a curated record. Bases 291 to 2750 code for a protein of 819 amino acids.
GACGGGAGUCGGCGGAUGCAAGGGCUGGCGCAGCUGCCGCUGUGGCAGCGGUGAGGCGGCGGUGGCGGCUGCAGUGUCUCCGCUGUCGGGAUAUUGGCAGCGGCAGCUGCGGACCGAGCUGCACUGUGCAGAUCCGGUGCACGGUGCGGGAUCCCGGGACAGCGCGUAAGAUGCCUCUGAUGGAGCAGGCUUUGAGAAGCAUCUCUGGCACCGUGGCUUUGAACAGGAGCGCAACCCGGAGACCGUUUAAAGCCCUGGCCAUUGCAUCCUGAGGACCACAGGACAGGGACAUGGCUGUGAUCUUAGAUGACGAUGUGCCACUCAUCCUGACCUUGGACGAGGGUGAAAGUGCUCCCCAGGCUCCUUCCAACAGCCUGGGCCAUGAGGAGCUGCCCAGCAAAAAUGGGGGCAGCCACAGCAUCCAGGACUCCCAGGUUCCCAGUCUGGUCUCCAGGACCGACAGUUCCCCCUCCAGUCCCACCAGACACAACUGGGAGAUGAAUUAUCAAGAGGCGGCAAUCUACCUCCAGGAAGGCCAGAACAAUGACAAGUUCUUCACCCACCCCAAGGAUGCCAGAGCACUGGCCGCCUACCUCUUCGCACACAACCACCUCUUCUACCUGAUGGAGCUGCUCACGGCCCUGCUGCUGCUGCUGCUGUCGCUGUGCGAGUCACCCGCCGUCCCCGCGCUCAGGCUCGGCAUUUACGUCCAUGCCACCCUGGAGCUGUUCGCCCUCAUGGUGGUGGUGUUUGAGCUCUGCAUGAAGCUGCGGUGGCUGGGCUUCCACACAUUCGUCCGGCACAAACGCACCAUGCUCAAGACGUCUGUCCUGGUGGUACAGUUCAUCGAAGCUAUUGUGGUGCUGGUGCGGCAGACCUCCCACAUGCGGGUGACCCGGGCACUACGCUGCAUUUUCCUGGUGGACUGUCGGUACUGUGGCGGCGUGCGGCGCAACCUGCGGCAGAUCUUCCAGUCCCUGCCGCCCUUCAUGGACAUCCUUUUGUUGCUGCUUUUCUUCAUGAUCAUCUUUGCUAUCCUGGGUUUCUACUUAUUCUCCACUAACCCUUCCGACCCAUACUUCAACACCUUGGAGAACAGCAUCGUCAACCUGUUCGUUCUUCUGACCACAGCCAACUUUCCAGACGUGAUGAUGCCCUCCUACUCCCGGAGCUCCUGGUCCUGCAUCUUCUUCAUCGUGUACCUCUCCAUUGAGCUGUACUUCAUCAUGAACUUGCUCCUGGCUGUGGUGUUCGACACCUUCAACGACAUCGAAAAGCGCAAGUUCAAGUCUUUGCUGCUGCAUAAGCGAUCCGCCAUCCAGCACGCCUACGGCCUGCUCGCCAGCCAUCGGAGGCCGGCCGGCAUCUCCUAUAGACAGUUCGAAGGUCUGAUGCGCUUCUACAAGCCCCGGAUGAGUGCUAGGGAGCGCUUCCUGACUUUCAAGGCCCUGAAUCAGAGCAACACACCACUGCUCAGCCUGAAGGACUUCUAUGAUAUUUACGAAGUUGCUGCUCUGCAGUGGAAGGCAAAGAAGAACAGACAGCAUUGGUUUGAUGAGCUUCCCCGGACAGCCUUCCUCAUCUUUAAAGGCAUUAACAUCCUUGUAAAGUCGAAGGCCUUCCAGUAUUUCAUGUACUUGGUGGUAGCUAUCAACGGGGUGUGGAUCCUGGUGGAGACAUUCAUGUUGAAAGGAGGGAAUUUCAUCUCGAGGCAUGUGCCCUGGAGUUACCUUGUGUUUCUUACCAUCUAUGGAGUUGAACUGUUCAUGAAGGUGGCUGGCCUGGGCCCUGUGGAGUACCUGUCCUCUGGAUGGAACUUGUUCGAUUUCUCAGUCACAGCUUUUGCCUUCCUGGGACUGCUCGCACUGACACUCAACAUGGAGCCCUUCUAUUUCAUUGUGGUCCUGCGCCCCCUUCAGCUGCUGAGGUUAUUUAAGCUGAAGAAACGCUACCGCAACGUGUUGGACACCAUGUUCGAGCUGCUGCCGCGAAUGGCCAGCCUCGGCCUCACACUGCUCAUCUUCUACUAUUCCUUCGCCAUCGUGGGCAUGGAGUUCUUCAAUGGGCGACUGUACCGCAACUGCUGCAACUCCAGCACGGUGGCUGACGCCUACCGAUUUAUCAACCACACAGUGGGCAAUAAGACCAAGAUAGAGGACGGCUACUACUAUCUCAAUAACUUUGACAACAUCCUCAACAGCUUCGUGACCCUGUUUGAGCUCACGGUUGUCAACAACUGGUACAUCAUCAUGGAAGGUGUCACCUCGCAGACCUCCCAUUGGAGCCGCCUGUACUUCAUGACCUUCUAUAUCGUGACCAUGGUGGUAAUGACCAUUAUCGUGGCCUUCAUCUUGGAGGCCUUCGUCUUCCGCAUGAACUACAGCCGGAAGAGCCAGGACUCGGAAGUGGACAGCGGCAUCGUCAUCGAGAAGGAAAUAUCCAAGGAGGAGCUUCUGGCUAUCUUGGAGCUUUAUCGUGAGGUACGAGGUGCCUCCUCUGACGUCACCCGGCUGCUUGACACCCUCUCUCAGAUGGAGAAAUACCAGCAAAAUUCUUUGGUGUUUCUGGGCCGGAGGUCGAGAACCAAAAGUGACCUGAGCUUGAAGAUGUACCAGGAGGAGAUCCAGGAAUGGUAUGAGGAGCAUGCCCGGGAACAGGAGAUGCAGCAGCAGCAACUUAAGGGCAACAUGCCUGGCCCGACAGCCCAGCAGCCUCCUGGUAGCCGCCAGCGCUCCCAGACCGUCACCUAGCCGGGUCUGGUCAAGCCAGCUCUUCUAUGCAAUAACACCAUAGUAUUAUGUACUACAAUGUAUGGAAACCAUGUGUGUAUGCAGACACACUCAUAUAUAUGCACAUAUUAACAGAGACAGAAAAGGACUAGCCAGGGCCGGUUUGAACCGCCUUGCGCUGUCUUCCUGAGCUUCAGAAGUUGGCUUGGGCUAGAGGACCAUGCCUGGCUGAGCUCUUCCUACCAUGGAAAUCUCUGGAAGCCCUCUUCCCAAGAAGCUCCUCAGACAGGCUGUGCCAUCUCGGCGAUGCCCGUGUUCCCCUGGGGUGGGCACACAGGUGGGACCCCCUGCUGCCCCCUGCAGUGACCUCACCUCACCAGCCCCCGCACCCAUCACAGGUUGUCUGUGUCUGGCAUUAGGGGCAAAACCGCUACGAAGAAACGCCACAUCCUACGGGAUGGUGUCUGUAGACGAUGAAAGUGUUAGAAAGUUCCCCGUGGGAUUCAGUGCCUGGGAUCCUGUGGGAAGCCCGAGGGAGGCCAGACACGUCUAGUAAGGUCUCUGCUAGACAAGAGAUGGCGCCAGUCUCGUACACUUCUCUCGAGUCCACCCCUUUGCUGAAAUCCUGGGGAAGCUAGGCCCAGCAGGAGGGAGCCAACGGGAGGCCCCAGGAAUUUGGCCGGGGUACACUGCAUCCCUUCUGGGGGUCACCGCCUUAGCAGAGUUCAUUUGAGCCGGUGCUGAGGCCAGUCCCCACCCUAUCCCCCUCCUCCAGUAGAUACUGUGGCUGGGAAGGGAAGGACAGCACAGGGACAAUGGCUGCCCACCCCGCCAUCCCUGGCACCACAUCCACACCAUGGACUCUGAGGCCCCAUGAGGACUGACCUCCCCAAUGUUCACAUAAGCUAGGCCGGUGUGGGAGGGGAGGGAGGCAGGCAAGCAUUCAGGGCCUCCUGGGAGUCCUCAACAAGGUGGUGAUUGGAUAGUGAGGGAACAGUGUCAGGGACGGAGCUGUGGCCCUUCAUCCCACUGUAGUGCCCAGCAAGGGGGAGGUGCACAGGCAGGCAGGCCUCGGGAGAACUGGGGAAGCUUCUCCAGUCUCCGUCCAUCCUUCUAGGCCUGUUGCUUCUUGGCACUCAGAGUGGACGGGGAUGGGCCCCUUCAUGUUCUCUAGGCUGCAGAAGAGGACAGAGCUGGGCCCAGCACGUCAUUCAGCUGAUCCUGGGGCCAAGCUGGAACACGAGUGUGGGUGUUUUCACUUUAAAUAAAGCACAGCCCCCUGGGAAAACCACUGGUGCCCACAGGCAGUCAGGAGACUGUAGCAUCCCUCUCACUUUGAAGGGCUCUUGGCCUCCACUGGCAUUCAGCCUGGACUCCCGGCCACAGCCCCUUCUCCAGAGUAGCAGCUUCAUUUGCACAGCUGGGUGCCUUAGCUUUUGUAUACAGGCAUUUUGGAAGCAAAAAGGGGAGGCUUCUACAGAGGGCCUGGUGCCUUGGAGCAUCCAGCCUGGUCCUAGGCCUUUCCUCUACCCUAGGAAUUGACAGUACCCCUUAGCUUAGGGGGCCAGGGCACAAGUUGGGGGACUGAUCUUGGGCUUAUUAUGGAGGUACUAAAACCUGGGUUUAGCACAUACCAGCCAGGUGCCAGGAGGGAAUAGGGCUGGUAGGCCAAACUCCAGCCAGUCCUGUAGCCUGGGGACACCUAUCCUUACAGGGCUACCUUGGGCACACCAAGCUGACUCUCAAACAGGGGACAGGUGGAUGUCAUCCAGGCUGUGAGCUGAGGACCCUGGAACCCUGUCUAAGUCCAGCUGCCCCUUCCCUCAAUUCAGCUCAGUGGGGACUGGAGGCUCUGUGUCACAGCCCAGCAGGGGUACCUAUGAAUCCAUGCUUCCCCUCCCCCACCCCAGCCUUACUCCACACCAUGCAGACAAUCAUUUUGUAUGGAUCAAGGAGCCACGACAGAAGGUUUUAUACAAUGAUUUGUUACCUAGAAACCCACUGUGCCCAGAUUUCUGUUGUGUCAAUAAAGAGCCUCUGCUUUGUA